Owenia fusiformis is the source of this 2191-nucleotide messenger RNA. The record is from the annotation of a GenBank genome assembly. NCBI's taxonomy places the organism in Eukaryota, Metazoa, Annelida, Polychaeta, Sabellida, Oweniidae.
UGAGAGGUGAUUUACAAGCUCCCAAAAUGUGUUUCUUUUUCUUAUGGUGCAUAUACAUGGAAACUAAACAGGCAUUCUGACAUAAACCUAUCUGUAUUUUUUAUACUCAAGGGGUCAUUCAGAUCCUAAGUUUUUGUGGUAUCUAGUGCAGAAGGAUUACCAGUUGGCAGGUAUACCUGUGUGAAUUUAUUGUGGAUAUAGCACUGUAACUCUGGACCAGGAUAUACUAUGAAUAUGAUCAACACAACACCGAACUACAUUGAGAACAUCCCAGAGAAGCUUAUUCUGCACAUAUUUUCGUAUCUCCAUCUGAAAGAGCUGGGAAAGAUCGCACGAGUAUGCCGAAAAUGGCGAAACCUUGCAUACGAUCCUCGUCUUUGGGAAUGUGUCUCACUACGACCAGAGUACAAUGGAUUAUCAAUCAACCACACAGACUAUUUAAUGAAUUUGAUCCACAACAGGUUUGGAUCAAAACUUCGCUACAUCGAAAUGCCAUCAGAUUUGAUCACCCCAAGUGUGCUCCACGAUUUAGCUGCCAAAUGCCCCAGUAUCAAAUACAUGACUCUGGAUUUCUCCAAGGCGAUGCAGUUGCAUGAUUUUAACGAUCUUAAUUCCUUCCCAUGCAAUAUGAAGUCACUGUGUAUAUGUCUCAGUGAGGUCAUCUUUAUGGAGGGGUUCAUGAGGAGGAUUUAUCAAUGCCUUAAUACCUUGCAGGUUCUCCAUCUCAUAGGCACAUUUGAACUGUCCAAUGAGGAAGAAGAGGAGAUAUUUGAAGUGAUCAACAUAGCAAAGAUCAAGGCUCAUACGCCAAAUCUACGUCUUGUUAACUUAUAUGGUAUUAAUUUCGUUGACGACUCCCAUGUUGAAUUACUCGCCUCAAACUGCAUCCAUCUUGAAUGCCUUGCGUUGAAUUUUUGCCUUCGGGUAAAAGGUGCUGCUUUCUCAACGUUGAUCCAAAGAUGUCGGAAACUCACUAGUCUGCUGUUACAUCAUACAAGUGUAGCAGAUGAGCACAUGAUGGCAGUUCCAUGGGAAAAAUCUCAACUUCGUGAACUUGAUAUAACAUCAACUGAAAUGUCGGCAGAAUGCCUCCUCGACAUAUUACCCAGAAUGCCUGGCUUUCGUUAUCUCGCUGUUGGCCAUUGCGACUUCUUUGAUGAUAAGGUGCUGGAUAUGUUGAUUCAAAAGAACAAACUGAGGGACCUGAUUGCAAUUGACAUCAGCCACAAUGACACUCUCAGUGAGAAUGCAAUUAACAGGCUCAUACAGAAACAUGGCUUACAGCUGAAGGGCCUCAUACUCACUGGAAAACCUAAGCUUACUGAACAAUUCUGGUUGAAUGCUAUACCUUACCUAAAGAAUCUCAAAGUAUGUUCGAUGGGUACAGCUAAUGGAUGGUUCCUCAAGUUAACAAGUCGUGUCCACGUUGACCAGAUAAUAUCAUCAAUUUCACAGAACUGGACAAAUAUUGAGCGCCUCGAGAUGCAGUGGGAUCCUGACACUAUAAGAUUUGGAGACAACAGCAGCAAAUUCAUAGAUCUCAUCAGGCUUCGUUGUCCAAGGAUGAAAUCGAUGACAUUGAGUGACGGUGAAUAUUAUGAGAUGGUAAAGUCGAAUUACGAGAGGGCAGAUCGACUAAAGGUCGUCAGGACAACCACUAACUACACAACUAGCAUUGUGACAUUUUUAUCACAUUUUAACGAUCUUUUGUUUAACUAGGAGCUGAAUAGAGAAAAUCUUUGGUUUGAUAUCUGUCAGGUUUUAUUAAAAAGCUGGCAAUACAAUCAACUGGGUGAUUAGUGAUGACAAUAGAUUACAUACCAUGUGAGGUAAAAAGGGAGAUGAUUUUAAUGAAUUCACCCGAUGCAAAAAUAGAACCGACAAACUUUUGGAUAUUACAUAAUCAGGGUACAGUCUGUUAUUCAGGUGUCCGCCAUAUGUACUUAAUAAUAAAAGUUAUGUCAUAUUAGACUUCAUGAAUGGAAGGAAAGCUGCUGAAUAAGAUAUAACGUUAUAAUAUUGCCAACUAGUGUCAAAAUGAAGAUAUGGUACACAUAAAUGGGAAAAUGUCUUAUACUCGUUGAAGCAGGCCUUGUAUAUAACCUUUGAAUCGAGCUUAGGCAGGGUUAUAUCAUAACUUCGCGUCUGUUUUGCACAUGAUGCCAGUAUGUAUGCUUUUAAAGUACCAGUG